AUGGCUACCUUGGGCUUCGGCCCUACGGAAGCCCUGGCCGCCUCAGGGGCACCCAGCCGCUGGCUGCGCGCUCGGCAAAAGAUCCAUUUGGCCAAGGACUUCUACAAGACGCCAGCGGAGGAGCGGCAGCUUGAAAGCCUCAAUGCAGUGCUGUGCAGCAAAGGGGAAGUCGAUGACCGAGUCAAGGCGGCAGAGUCUUUAGCAUCUCUGGCUCGCGGCGACCGCAUGGCCUAUGCCAUUUCCGAGAACCUGGGCCCUUUGUUGCAAUGCUUGAAGACGAAAGAAGCUCCUCAGCUAAAGCUGGCGGUCCUUGGCACUCUACGAGUGCUGGCCGAACGAGAGCAAGCGGCGGCCGUGGCACGGCAUUGCUAUGCCCUGCUGCCAUGCCUGAGGGAUGAGGACAUCUUGGUGCAGCGGAAAGUUUCAUCUUUGUACCGCGUAUUGGCAGAUGAGGGCCAAGCUGGUGUGGUUGCCCGAGAUGUGGCCAGCAUCAUGCACUGCUUUGAGGCCACGCAGGCCGUUAAUGCCUCACUGAUGGCACCGCUGGAUGCAUUGGCAGCUAUCGCUUCAGCCGGCGAAGCACAGGCUGUUGCUCGAGUGGUGGAACGCUUAUUGGCUGCCCUUCGUGACACUCGUCCAAAGAUCCGUGCGACCACAUGCAAGACGUUGGCGGCUAUCGCUCGAGGUGGUGCAAAGGAUCUACUUGGACAUCUGGGUCUCAUCGACACCGAGAUUGCAGAAUCGUGCAUCUCGGGCGUGACGCUCUUCGAGAUGCUGGCUCUGCUCUCCCUGGACGACGCCGAUGCUGACGUCCGCUUAGCAGCUGCCGAUGCACUGCGGUGCCUGCCUGAAGCUGAGCCCUGCGAGGAGACUGCGCACGAGAGGCGCAAUCGCUACCCUGCGUUGGUCAACCGGCUGCAAAGGUGGGCGGGGACUCAGACUGGAGAAGUGCAGAGCAUCCUUUUGUCGGUUUUCUACCUUUCCAACGAAAUGGAGGCCUGCGUAAUCUGUCAGGAGCCACUUCACUUGGCCGGCGGCCCCCAGACCUUGCCGUGCGGGCAUGUCUUUCACCGCCGGUGUGUGGAAGAUUGGUACAACUUCACGACGAAGUGCGGCCGGAUCCCGAACUGUCCUUUGUGUCGUACAAAGAUGCCCCUUAUCGCAUUGCGUGACCCACCACAAAUUCCUUCCGUUCCCAGAUGA
Symbiodinium sp. CCMP2456 is the source of this 1203-nucleotide messenger RNA. Lineage: Eukaryota; Dinophyceae; Suessiales; Symbiodiniaceae. The record is from the annotation of a GenBank genome assembly.